UUGAGAUGAGUUGCUGUCUCAUCGGAAGGCCCAUAUUGUUUUGAGGUUUUCCUUAGAAGGCCAUUCAUUGUACAUGCUUGCUUAAUAUUAAAUCUCAUCGUUGGAGAAACCUAACGCAAAAACUACUUGGUUCCAGUCCAAGCCUGCCAUGGCUGACAAAGAGCCAGAAGUCCAAGACGACCUUGCCGAGUCGCUCAACGAUCUCUUCACCAGCCUCUCUUCAAUGGUCAAAUCAGAACUCCAGGUUUCCGGGACUAACAAUGUUUUGGAGCUAUUGGAGAAGAUGAAUCUGAGAGUGGCUCAAGAGUACAAAGGAUUUGGGGAUGUGGCCUCUGGGUUAAGUGUAUUUGUUGAACAGUUGAAGAACAAGAGUGGGAACUUUGAUGAAUAUGUUCAACAGAUUGAUGCAAUAGAACAGCAAGUGACUGAGUUCGAAGCUGUGAUUUCAGUUCUUGAUAGAUAUGUUUCUCUGUUGGAAUCUAAAGUUCAAUCUGUUUACCAACAUCCACCUCCAUAAAUAGAAUUUUUUUCCUUUUCCUUUUUAAGAUUAAAACCAACUGUUAGUUGAAUGUAAAAUGCCUGCUUUUCUUGUCUUCUGGUUUUUUUUUCUUUGUUCUAUGAACUUCUAAGCAUUUAAAGUGUAGGCCAAAAUCUGUAUGCCUUUUUAUCAUUAUAUAAGUAGUCCGGUUUCAAGUUGUUCAAGGUCCAUAUUAUGCUUUGAAAUUGUGAGGUAUUAAUCAGGAAUUCUGAUUCUUGAUUGAUUGGCAAACCAAUUUGGCAGUGGCUGUCAGCUGUAUUUUCAGUUGAGUUUGGCAAAUUUGGAAUGACGAUGAACCCAGAGAUACUGGUUAUUCUUCUAUUAUAACAGCAUUUGCAGGUCUGCAGUUCAGAUGCUCUACAAAGAUUGUUACAAUAUGUGGUGUUCGUCCUCUGUAUGCUAAAUUUAGUGGGGCUACUAGAAGCAGACCGUAAUUGCUUUGAUGAUCAAAGGUAUAGGAUCACUUAAUUUUCAACUCUACUUGAAAUAGGAAUUCCCAUCAUCAUAAGAAUUCAUCUGAUAUUUAAGCAAAGAAGAUGGGUUUAAACGAAAAUGAUGUUGUCUUCUCCUUAGAGUGCUUAGUAGAUGUGGCAGUGGCUUUGGCUUCCAUGGAAGAGAGGUUGAAGAAGGAAACAAUGAGACUCAAAGAAGGAUUGAAGAACAUUGACAAUGCUAUCAAAUUGUCUGAUUUCUCCAUGAAACCCUUAGUAAUCAAUGACAAUAUUACAACUGUCGGGGCUAUUUUCUUGCCCCCUUGAAUGUCAGAAUCCUAGUAAAAGUUGAGUUAAGGGCUAUGGCGAUUGCUUGGCGUAAUAAGGAGAAUUCUUGUCCAUGGAGACUUUGGAAAUCAUUUGAAGAGCUUGGACAAAUCCGUGAAACUGCUAGAGGUUGUUUAUUGGUUGGAGAUUUUUAGAGAGGCUAAUGGCUUAGUUGAUAGCUUGGCAAAAGCGGUUAUUGGUUGAAAUCAGAUUAUAUAUUUCCUGCUUGUAAUUUGAAGGAUUAGCUUCAUCUUAGCAUUUAUGGUUCGUUUAUUUUUGCUUAUUGUUUUUUUUAACCCAAAA
This is a messenger RNA of Gossypium arboreum, 1599 nucleotides long. RefSeq names its product biogenesis of lysosome-related organelles complex 1 subunit 2. The transcript is spliced from 3 exons. Lineage: Eukaryota; Viridiplantae; Streptophyta; Magnoliopsida; Malvales; Malvaceae. The record is from RefSeq and is a predicted model, not a curated record. Bases 149 to 517 code for a protein of 122 amino acids.